This is a messenger RNA of Capsicum annuum, 3368 nucleotides long. RefSeq lists its product as uncharacterized. NCBI's taxonomy places the organism in Eukaryota, Viridiplantae, Streptophyta, Magnoliopsida, Solanales, Solanaceae. The record is from RefSeq and is a predicted model, not a curated record. The transcript has 21 exons. Gene Ontology annotation, cellular component: nucleus. The coding region runs from base 116 to 2767 and encodes 883 amino acids.
AGGGGUAGUUUUGACCUUUCUCCCCCCAAUCUUGUAGUAUUAGCGAUUUUCUUUCUUCUCCUUUACCUCUCGCCGUUAAACCCAAAACCCUGUUAACUUUCCUCCGCCAUUAACAAUGGUGAAAACUAAAGCUCAAUCAAAGAAGCAGCAAAAACGUGGUGUUGAUUUCAAAAAAAUAAGAAGGAAGAUUGGAAGAAAAUUGCCUCCUGCACAGAAUGCAACAAACACUGAAAUCAAAUCCAAAGCAAUUAUUCUACCUGAGCAAAGUGUAGCUUCAGAGAAGGCUGGUUUAGCUGUGAGCAAGAAAGGUUUAACCUUGAAAGAGCUUCUUCAGCAAACAAGUCAUCACAAUGCAAAAGUUCGUAAAGAUGCAUUACUCGGAAUUAGAGACGUUCUUCUUAAAUUCCCAGCUGAAUUGAAACUGCAUAAGCUUGCUGUUAUUGAGAAACUGCGGGAACGUAUCAGUGAUGAUGAUAAGUUGGUCCGUGAAACACUCUAUCAACUACUCAAAUCAGUUAUUUUUCCUGGCUGUAAAGAGGAUAAUAAGGGGCCAAUUAAUUCCUUGAUGAUGACAUAUAUAUUUAAUGGGAUGACACACAUGGCUAUUGAAGUGCGGUUGAUGGCUUUCAAAUUUUUUGAUCUCUUGAUCCAGUAUUUUCCAUCUUCCUUUUUGCUGUAUGCUGAAAAGAUUCUCCAGAACUAUGAGGACAUUCUGCAGAAGAACAAAUUUUACUUGCAAGACAAGGGCAGGCUAAAGAACGCCCUUGCUGGGUUGGUUCGCUGCUUGUCACUGUUACCGUGUAGUAAUCAGGGAGAAGGUGAUUCCUUAAGUAACAAGGAUGCAACUCGGGCUAGCUUGCAUGCUUUUGAUCUUGAUCUGUCCGAUAAAUCUACUGAUUUUUCUGGUGUUGUCAACAAAUUAACAGAUCUCUUGCCCGUUCUAGUUAGCUCGUUCCAGGACUUUAGUCCGUUAAUCCACUCCACGGACCAUUUAGAUGCACAAUCCUUCGAUUGUAUUUUGUUUUUACUUCAAAGCAUUGAUCUUGUGGUCAGGUUCUUGGAUCAUGUGCCUGGCAAAAAUCAACACAACUUCCAAAAUCUGCCACCUGCUUACCAGAAAAACAACCUCGGUAUAUGUGACCAAAGUAUAUCAGCAGUGACUUUAAAAAAAUUAUGGGAUGAGUUUCCUUUAAGUCCGAAUGAUUGCAUGUCAGAGAAGGACGGCGAUCGAUACUUCAUGUUGAAUAUUGUGAUUACAGAAAUAUUUUUGCAUCUAAGUUAUGGGUCCAAAUUAUCCCCUGCGUUGUUGGAAAGAUUUCUGGAGUUCAUCGAGAGUUCUCUAUCUGAAAAGAUUUGCAAUGGCAGAGAGGCUGGUAAAGUACAUCAUGAGAAGCAUUUAAUUUCACUGGUUGCUUUUAUCCCAAAACUCAUUAUGCAAGUGUCUGUUGCUUGGAAGUCUCGUAUCCUUCAGGCUUUUACGACAGUUUUUGAGGAAUGCAGUCCAGAAUCCUCAAUGAAAUUGGCUUGCCUUUCUGCUGUUGAGGAAAUGCUACUUCCUGAGCAGAAUUGCAUCUAUCUGGAUCCUGAAGAUCUUGAAAUAUUUAAUCAUAGUACAUGGAUAAGGGAGCUUCCAAAGCUGUUAGUCCUCUUAGGUGAUAAACACCCAUUACAUGCAAAGUCUGUGUUACGUCUUCAACUUCGUGCUGGACAAGCUGCUAAAUUGAACUAUCAACUGGCAGAAGAAUAUGACAAUAUGAAGUACAUUAGAGAUUUUUACUGCACCUACCGCAGUGGAAUUGUAAGCUAUGGUCCGUUCAUGAGGCUUCCUAGAGACAUUCAGGAGCUCUCUGUAUGCUGCCUGUAUUACUUCCCUUUCUUGGACAAGGAGCUACUUCAAUCUUUAGCCUCAUGUUGCAUAUGUCACGAGUUGGAACCAUUUAUCCUUUUCCGAAUCAUGGAAGUUCUACACGCAGCCUACAAGGCUGGCCAUAUUCAGAUUGCAGAUUACAUUAGCUUCUUGAUCACUUUGCUUUCACGCUUUCAAGUUUAUCCCGAGAAAAUCUAUCCUACCGACAAGCACGAAGGGAAGUCAAAUCGUGGAACCUUCAAAUCAGUUGUUAGGGCUGUUUGUUCUUGCUUGUCACAGAUUGGAGAUGAUGUGCUUGUUUUGCAGAUGCUUGAGAAAAUUGUUCUUGAUGAGAUAUUUCACAAACGACCAGUAGACAACGUAUAUGGUUUUAUAAGAUUGCUUAUCUCACUAGACUCAAAACCUUCUAGACUUUCUGAACAAGCUGUCAAUAGACUAAUUGAGGUCCUUCCGGAGUACUUCUUAGGUGUUGUGAAUAACAUUCCAGAGGAAAAUGACGAGGCUACUAAAUUAUUGAUUCGACGGACAAGGCAUUAUUACUUCCUUCCAUGUUUUUUCCUAUUUGAUAGGAACCACAUGCUGUUAAGUCGGAUACUGAAAGUGAUGGAAUCAUUCAUCAGGGGAAAAGUUUCAUCACUUCCGCCUCAUCAGAAUGGUGCCUUGACGAAGGAUCAUUCAAGCAGAAUUCUUUCAAUAGUCUCCGUUCUCUUACUUAUGCAUGGAGAUAUUAAGAUGCAGAAACUUCUCAAGUCAUGCAAGAUGGAGAUUAGAAAUAUAUUAGAAAGCAUGCGCACACUAGAGUCUUCCGAGGAUAUUACAAUGAAAAUUGAAGAAAGACAUAAAAUUCGAAGUGCUUAUGAUAGACUGACUGCAGCCGUUAGCACAUUGGAAUACGACUAACCUGGAAAUGCGUAGCUGAGACUCGAUGCAGUUCAUGGUAAAAGAGAUCGACUGUGCGAUAUCAUCCAAUUUUCUUUGAUGACAUCUAAAAGCUAAAGCUCAACGAUUGAGCGGAGAAACUAUGUGACGCCUUUGGCAGUUUGGCAGACGGAAUUCAGUACGCUAUAAGAAAUCCAAUUGUAUUCUUCCAAACGCGAGAGACAUCUCUGUCAAUGGUGAACAUCACAAGAGCUACUAACAGUGUAAGCUGUGUCGUCUGAGACUCUAUCCAACCUCUACUCGAGUGAUUAUACACAUGCUAUUAUUUGGCGAUUUUGGUUUUUCCUAUAUGCUGUUUUGGGACAUACAUAGCAACUACAGUCGAGAAUACAUCUCAUACGGAUUUGAUGUAGUCACCGCCAUAUAUUUGGCAUUCACGUUUGUGGUUUUGUAUUUUAGCUGUAACGCGAAAAUUAAGCUACGAGCUGUUCUUCAGGCUGUCUGUGCGAUGAAUUGUACAAGUAAAUAUUAGAGUAAAAAGUAUCUUCUUAAAGAUGUAAUGCAAUAACUAUAUAAUAUAUCUUGGCUGUUGUUAAAAUGGUCCAGUAAUGCUUCUAUUAUG